Molecule: messenger RNA, 1236 nt
Organism: Suillus clintonianus
Lineage: Eukaryota; Fungi; Basidiomycota; Agaricomycetes; Boletales; Suillaceae
Product: peroxisomal membrane protein PMP47B
Exons: 8
Coding region: 214-1152 (312 amino acids)
Cellular component (GO): peroxisomal membrane
Molecular function (GO): ATP transmembrane transporter activity; NAD transmembrane transporter activity; coenzyme A transmembrane transporter activity
Source: RefSeq, a predicted model, not a curated record
GCCUCUAAUGAGCGCUCGCUUCACCCACCCUCAAGCUCCUUGAUUCCCUAAAUCCUUUCGUGUUCCAAUUUGCAAAGCGAUCCAUAAGUGGCACGACACACGGGCGCCUAUAAGCUCCUUUCCGUGAUUUUCCACCAGUACUGGUUCCAGAACACAGAGCUUUCUUCCAGUCUUUCCUUGCACGCGCAUAGCAUAUAGCCCAUCGUUCGCAUCAUGGUAAGCGACUCAGCUAUUCAUUCACUCGCAGGCGCUGCCGGAGGCAUCGUUGCCAUGUCCGCAACAUACCCACUCAUAGUCUUAUCGACACGCGCUGCAGUCGAUGUGAAGAAUGACUCCAAGAGCGCAGCUCAAAAUAUCCUCGAAAUUGUUAAGCGGGAGGGUAUUGUGGGCCUUUAUAGCGGUCUGAGCCCAAGUUUGCUCGGGAUAGCUGUCACAAACGGGGUGUAUUAUUAUUUCUAUGAACGUUCUCGAGGGAUCAUUUUGAAUUCGAGGCAGGGGAGCAAGGCGCUUAGUAUGUUGGAGUCGAUGUUAGCAGGUGUCAUUGCUGGAUCAGCGACCACCAUCAUCAGCAAUCCUAUCUGGGUUGUACAGACGUCCCAAGCCGUUCGAGUAGAACCAUCCCCUUCCGAACCAUCCCAUUCACGUGCAACACUCAGACGGCCAAGUGUCUUCCAAACCAUUCAAGCCAUUCUCGCUAAAGACGGGCUAAACGGGUUCUUCCGUGGGCUCGGCCCUGCUUUAGUGCUCGUGAUCAACCCUGUACUGCAAUAUACAGUGUUCGAGCAGUUGAAGAAUUUUUUGAUUAAGAAGAGGUCCUCGAAGCUAGGGGCAAGAAGCUCUGGAAGCGCGGUCGCAGUCUUGUCCGACUGGGAUUUCUUCAUCUUAGGUGCACUUUCGAAACUUGUCGCAACAGGGACGACGUACCCUUAUAUUGUCCUAAAGAGCAGGCUCCAAGCUGGGCAGGCACGCGCAGAGCAGUACAGAUCUUCUCUUGAUGGUCUCGCUACGAUCUUGAGAGAGGAAGGCAUACAAGGACUGUACAAAGGCGUCGGCAGUAAACUCCUCCAGAGUGUCCUCACUGCUGCAAUAUUGUUUGCUGGACAGAGGAGGAUAUAUGAAUUUGUGAAGAAGACUAUCGCGUCGACGACAUGACUGUCCACGGGGUAAUAACGCUAUUGCAAAUGUGUCACAUAUGUAAAGUAAGGUCUAGUAAUAUCAUUCCGUGAAUACCUGCGA